GUGCGUUUCCAUCGUCAGUUCUUCGCGCGAACUCUGCAGCCACGUACGUGAUGGACAGUACGUCCGACUGUUGAAUGUAUUCAACAAUCCGAAGAACCAUUCAUCCACAUUGGGUUCGACGAGGAGUUUUUGGUGAUGUGUUUGGUUUUGUUGGAGUUUGAUUGAUCGAUUUUAUUUUUUCUCAAUAAACUAUGGACUUGUUGCACAAGAUGGACGGAUUCUACAGGCACAGAAGGAUAUCCUUCCCCAAAAGGACGAGCGAACUGAUAGCUUUAAUGGCAAUAUCGACUACGUUGUUUCUUUUCCUGCACACGCGUGAUCUCAACACGAAACUGAAAGAAAUGGAAGUCAAACUACAGCCCGACUACAUCAUAUCAUCGAAUCAAAUUAUUUCAGGAAACAGUGCACCCGCCGGAGUCAAGGCGAUGAUGAAACUUCUACAAAGCACCGGAGAGAUGACGACGCUGGAACCGUAUCAGUUGAACAACACGAGGAAGGCGCAGCAAGAAAUCGUAUUCUUCAAUCGAGUGCCCAAAGUAGGCUCGCAAACUUUGAUGGAGCUGAUCAGGAGGCUGAGCAUAAGGAAUGACUUCGGGUUCCAUCAGGACAGGGUGCAAAGGGUGGAAACCAUUCGAUUGGCGCCCGAGGACCAGGAAGAACUAUCUGGAUUAGUGUCUAGUUAUGAACCACCUGGUGUUUACAUCAAACAUGUGUGCUUUACAAACCUUUCAGCAUAUGGAUAUCCAGAACCAAUAUACAUUAACUUGGUUAGGGAUCCGGUGGAAAGAGUUAUAUCGUGGUACUACUACAUUAGAGCUCCGUGGUACUACGUUGAAAGAAAAAUCGCCUUCCCAGAUAUACCUUUACCAGAUCCUAAGUGGCUCAAAAAAGAUUUUGAACAUUGUGUGGUGUCGGGUGACAGAGAGUGCAAAUAUUUAACAGGCGAGAUCCGUGAAGGAAUUGGUGAUCACAGACGUCAGUCCAUGUUUUUUUGUGGUCAUCACGCCGACUGUUUACCAUUUAACACUGACGGCGCCCUGGAGAGGGCAAAGAGGGCUGUUGAACAGCAUUACGCGGUGGUGGGGGUGUUGGAAGAAUUGAAUACUACCAUGACGGUUUUGGAGAAGUAUGUGCCGAGGUUUUUCCAAGGCGCCUCAGAUAUUUAUUGGAAUGAAAUUAGUAGGUUCAAUCCAAUAAACAAGAACUCCUUCAAACCACCGGUGAGUGAAGAGAUCAAAGAAAUGGUCAGGAGGAAUUUCACAAAAGAAAUCGAAUUCUAUGAAUUCUGCAAACAGAGACUUCACAAACAGUAUUUAGCAUUGAAACUACCCGACAAGCCAUAAGGGAAAUUUCUUUUUAAACCUAUUUAUUUAUUUUUUUUUUUGUUAAAUUUGACGGAACUUAUUUAAAACUAAACCAAC
Messenger RNA from Aethina tumida (small hive beetle), 1421 nucleotides. RefSeq names its product heparan sulfate 2-O-sulfotransferase pipe (gene pip). Gene Ontology annotation, cellular component: membrane. Gene Ontology annotation, molecular function: sulfotransferase activity. The transcript has 7 exons. The record is from RefSeq and is a predicted model, not a curated record. The coding region runs from base 192 to 1343 and encodes 383 amino acids. Lineage: Eukaryota; Metazoa; Arthropoda; Insecta; Coleoptera; Nitidulidae.